CAUUGAUUGCACCGAGUUGCGGCGGCGGCGGCAGCAGCAGCAGUAGCAGCAGGAUGCCGGCGGCUGCUGGCGACGGGCUCCUGAGCGAGCCCCCCGCGGCGAGCUUCGGCGACGGCGGCGACGAGCCCACGACGCCUCCCCUCAGUCCCGAGGGGACGUUCCUGGCCGCCUGGGUCAACGCGGCCGCGUCCCGGGAGCGGCUCCGCGAGUUCCAGCACACAAAGCGCGUGGGCAAUUACCUGAUCGGAAGGAAGUUGGGCGAGGGGUCCUUCGCCAAAGUGCGGGAAGGGCUGCACGUCGUGACCGGAGAAAAGGUGGCAGUGAAAGUUAUUGAUAAGAAAAGAGCCAAAAAGGACACCUAUGUCACCAAGAAUCUGAGGCGGGAGGGACAGAUCCAGCAGAUGAUCCGACACCCUUACAUUGCUCAGCUGCUGGAUAUCUUGGAAACGGAAAACAGCUACUACCUUGUUAUGGAGCUGUGCCCAGGAGGCAACUUGAUGCACAAAAUCUAUGAGAAAAAGAGGCUGGAAGAGCAUGAAGCACGCAAAUACAUCCGGCAGCUUAUCUUGGCUGUUGAACACCUGCAUCGUGCAGGGGUGGUUCACAGAGAUUUGAAGAUAGAAAAUCUCUUGCUUGAUGACGACAACAAUAUAAAGCUUAUUGACUUUGGCUUGAGCAACUGUGCAAGUAUCUUGGGAUACUCUGAUCCAUUCAGCACGCAGUGCGGUAGUCCAGCCUACGCAGCACCAGAGCUGCUUGCAAGAAAAAAAUACGGUCCCAAAAUAGAUGUUUGGUCCAUUGGUGUGAAUAUGUAUGCAAUGUUGACUGGGACACUGCCGUUUACUGUGGAGCCAUUCAGUCUGAGAGCUCUGUACCAGAAAAUGGUAGACAAAGAAAUGAAUCCUUUCCCUACUCAGCUCUCCACAGCGGCUGUGAACUUCCUACGAUCUCUGCUGGAGCCAGAUCCUGCAAUGAGGCCAAACAUCCAACAAGCCUUAGCGAAUCGUUGGCUUAAUGAGAAUGGAAAAGUUCUGAAUAAUGUCACAUAUCCAAACAGAAUCCACAUAGAAGACAUCAGCCAGAGUGUGCUGCUCUACAUGACUGAAAAGCUUGGCUAUAAGAACAGUGAUGUGAUCAAUACCGUCCUCUCCAACCGGGCUUGCCACACUCUGGCCAUCUACAUCCUGCUUAAUAAGAAGCUAGAACGCUAUUUGGCAGGCCUUAGAAAGACAGAAGCUCCCGAUAAUGUGUACAUGAACCAUUGGUGUCGGAUAGAAAAAUACAAGUCGAACAAGGACACCUACGAGGACAAAAAGGUCAAGGAACAAGAAACGAAGGAAGAGCCUCUUCACCCACUUCUGAAAAAAUCAGAGAAAAAUUCCCCCACGUACAAAGAACCUCCUACCUGCCUUCUGACACAGAUACAGACCACAAAAGCUCUGCUGAAUGAUCACAAAGCUACCCAGGGUGGUGCACCAGAGAAAGAUUCUCGUAGUGGCUUGAGCCCCUUCCAUGAAUCAGCUACAGCCAAGACAGGUUGUGUCACCUCCUAUUCUCUGGAAUACCUUGAAAUACAGCAACCUGUUCCAAGGACCCCAAGGCUCACCAAGCGGCAAGAUUCACCUCAGCAAGAGCCCUCAAGCCCUGGCAGCCAGAAUUUGGAUUCUCCUUUAAUUCUGAACAUUGUGCAUUCUUUUGAAACCGGCGACAGAGAGGACCAAAUAGACCAAAUUUCUCCUACGCAUCAGUAUCGAAUGCUAAGCUCGCCAGUAAAUUUUGGUCGGAGAAGUUCCAGUGAAAGGACAUUGUCUCCACUCUUCCAGCCAGGGGGAACUUCUCCCAGUCCUACUAAAAGUCCAGUUCAUCCUACUCAAUUGUCCUUCACAUAUGACGAAAAGAGCAGUUCUUUUAGAGAGGAAGCUGUGUCUCCAACCCAGCUAAAUAAUGUCUCUAAUCCUCUGGGGAGCCCUAACUGUGUGAAAAGCAGAGGUCGGUUCCCCAUGAUGGGCAUUGGACAGAUGAUGCGGAAAAGGAAUCAGUCAGUAGGGUCACCAACAGAGAAGACGCUGGAAGCAAGAAUGCCUCAGCUGCAGCAAAUGAGCCCAACACAAAUUUCAUUCAAUAUAAUGGACCCUAUAAAUGGCCAGUGCUGAGGUGACUUUUCUGAAAAUCUAAAUUUGUGUAGUGCUGUUUUCUGGGACUUUCCCAUACAAGUA
Lacerta agilis (Sand lizard) is the source of this 2216-nucleotide messenger RNA. RefSeq names its product hormonally up-regulated Neu-associated kinase (gene HUNK). Gene Ontology annotation, cellular component: cytoplasm. The record is from RefSeq and is a predicted model, not a curated record. The coding region runs from base 54 to 2153 and encodes 699 amino acids. Gene Ontology annotation, molecular function: ATP binding; protein serine/threonine kinase activity. Gene Ontology annotation, biological process: protein phosphorylation; intracellular signal transduction. Lineage: Eukaryota; Metazoa; Chordata; Lepidosauria; Squamata; Lacertidae. The transcript has 10 exons.